AUUUUAAUAAAAGUGAGCAUUGAAAUGAGAAUAGAAUUUUUAAGGAUGUGAAAUACGUUCAAUCUGCCCUCUGUCUCUUUGCCUCUACAAUCAAUUAAAAACAUAAUUAUGUAAACGUCUAAUGGAAUGUCCACUUGAUUCCUGGGAAAAUAUAUUGUGAUUCACUUGGAACGAUUUAGUAUUAAAACCGGAAUAUCAUUUAUUGUGUAACGAUCGAAUACAGUUUUAACACAUUACAUGGAGCAACAUACUUGCCAUUGCUAGAGAAAAUCGUACUUUCGUGCUUAUUAUUAUCAUCAUCACUCAAAGUCGUCAACAAGUGACAGUGUACUUCCCUGAAAUAAAUCAGUUCGUUCCAGAUACAAGAUCAAUAGUAAUACUGAAUCAAAAAUUGAACAUUUUAAUAUCGAGAAAAUCAUUUAAGAGAUUUUGAUAUGACUGCGGGAGAGAUAAAUAGAUUAAACAAACUAGAAAGGAGAAAAUAUUUUACAACUCGUUUUAAGAAACACAGUGGCAAAAGAAAUACAACUCAAAAUCAAUGUAAUACAAAUAAGGUUUUGAAUAAAACAAUUCGACAACAGAAGGAUGUUCUGAUAGAUCGACCAGUUGAAACAAAGACGUGUAAUAAACAGAACUUGGGGAAACCUAUUAAAGGUUCUUCAAUGUUUAAUAGUUGUUUAUUCUAUUUGUAUUUAACACAGACUAUCCACUUAGAUUCUUGUCAUGUGAACCACUACAGGCAUGUUCAUUGUUUCAAUUCACCGUUUGAAACAUUUGAGAAGAACAAACAUGUGACAAAUGUUGAUCAUGCAAAUCGAUCUUGUUUUUCAAAACGUUAUGAAAUGAGAAAAAAUGAAUGUUCAUUUGAAAAACUGAAAAAUCUAUGGAAACAACAAUUUGAUCAGUUCAUUCUGCCUGUUCCAACAAGACGUAAUACUGGUACAAAUAGAACUACAUACACAGAAAAAUCUACUAUCACUAAUCAGAAAAAGGAAACCCUUGAAGUGUCUCCUCAAGUAAAGAACCCUUCAAGCAAUCAAUCCGAAGAGAUCAGUCAACACUUAAGCCUAUCCAAAUCAUUUAGCUCCUUAUGCUCUUCGAAAUAUGAAGUUAGAAGCUAUCAAGAUUAUGGUGAAAACUUCCUUAAAAACUUUGAAGAUAAGUAUACAUUUAGUGAUUCAUCAAAUUCAACUGGAUCAACGAUUUACCUAUAUUGUUCAACAUGUAGUCAGAUUUUCUCAUGCAGAAACAUUGAUGAAUUAAAACAACUGAAUUUACUUGAAUCUAGCUCAUCUUUAUCUUCUUACAACUUGACCUCUGAGGACGAAGAUAUCGAAAGUGAGUUUGUUUUCGACGAAUCAUUUCCAUCAUACUGGGAAUAUAUGAACCCAUCAUAUGAAUGGAUCAAAUCUUCACGUCCUGUUUCUGCACCACCAAUAUUGACUUGUUCAUCAAAGAAAUCAGCAUAACAGUUGAAACAAUAAACUAAUUCUAACCAAUAACUUUCAAUUUCAGUUCAGAUUCCGCUAACUUAUGAAAUGUUUCUUUUUUAAAAACCAGUAGUACUUUACGCAAAUCCAUUUA
This is a messenger RNA of Schistosoma haematobium, 1584 nucleotides long. RefSeq lists its product as uncharacterized. The transcript has 6 exons. The coding region runs from base 435 to 1469 and encodes 344 amino acids. NCBI's taxonomy places the organism in Eukaryota, Metazoa, Platyhelminthes, Trematoda, Strigeidida, Schistosomatidae. The record is from RefSeq and is a predicted model, not a curated record.